AUGCUCCUCGACUGGCUCAGUCUCGGGCACCUCCUCCUCUCGCUCUUCCUCAGUGGCCUCCAACGCCUUUGGCGCUUCAACAUGGACCUCGGUGUCUCGCUGCUGCCAGCGCCGUUAUCACUCAGAACGGCCGCUUUACGUCGCGUUGCGUUCGGGGACCUCAUGAGCUCCAUCUAUCCCCACCCGGUGCUGCACACCGACUCCACAGCGAUCGAAGCAGACAUCGCGGACCUUCGUCGCCCCUCGACCCCCGAGACCAUGGCCUGCCCCGGCGUCCGCAUGAGCGCGUCGCUCCUGCCGCUCGUCACCGCCUACUAA
Saprolegnia parasitica CBS 223.65 is the source of this 318-nucleotide messenger RNA. RefSeq lists its product as hypothetical. Lineage: Eukaryota; Oomycota; Saprolegniomycetes; Saprolegniales; Saprolegniaceae. Bases 1 to 318 code for a protein of 105 amino acids. The transcript has 3 exons. The record is from RefSeq and is a predicted model, not a curated record.